Messenger RNA from Magallana angulata, 3156 nucleotides. RefSeq names its product probable leucine--tRNA ligase, mitochondrial. NCBI's taxonomy places the organism in Eukaryota, Metazoa, Mollusca, Bivalvia, Ostreida, Ostreidae. Bases 1 to 1866 code for a protein of 621 amino acids. Gene Ontology annotation, biological process: leucyl-tRNA aminoacylation; mitochondrial translation. The record is from RefSeq and is a predicted model, not a curated record. The transcript has 16 exons. Gene Ontology annotation, molecular function: aminoacyl-tRNA deacylase activity; leucine-tRNA ligase activity; ATP binding. Gene Ontology annotation, cellular component: mitochondrion.
AUGGCACACGAAGAUACAGAAUGGCUGGAUCCCUUAGCAGUUUUUACAACAUCACCAGAGUGUAUCUAUGGAGUAUCUCAUAUAGCCCUACCUACCAAACACAGACUGAAUGAUAAAAAGUACCAUAAGUCCUCAGAGAAAGGUGACCAAAAAGAGAUUUUACUGUCCAUAGAGGCUAUUCAUCCAUUAACUGGAGAAUCAGUUCCUAUCAUCGUGUCUCCAGACAUUCAGAAUAUACCAUACACACCUGACAAUGAGCAUUUAGCCAUUCCAUGCAUCAGUGACGAGGACAAAUCAGUUGCUGAUGCUAUGGGGUUUUCCUAUGAUGAUGUAGUUGAUGAGAAUUAUAUUGUUAAGUCUGGACAGUUUUCUGGACUCGGUAGAGAAGAGGCUUGUGAAGCUGUACUGGAGUAUGCUAAAGAGAAGAAGAUUGGCGGUCACCUGAUCAGCCUGGACUCCAAGGAUUGGCUGAUCUCCAGACAGCGAUAUUGGGGAACUCCCAUUCCCAUCGUACACUGCAGCAACUGUAACGCAGUACCAGUCCCACUGAAUGAUUUGCCAGUGAAACUUCCUGCUAUCACAGAAUUCACAGGGAAAUCCUCACCAUUGAAGCAAUCCACUGACUGGCUCAAAGUGACAUGUCCCAAAUGUGGCUCCCCAGCAGAAAGAGAGACAGACACAAUGGAUACGUUUGUGGACUCCUCAUGGUAUUUCCUGCGUUAUCUGGACGCUCACAACACGGAGGCUCCGUUCUCAUCGUACAAAGCCAACAAGUACAUGCCUGUAGAUCUGUACAUUGGAGGAAAAGAGCAUGCCAUCCUCCAUCUGUAUUUUGCCCGAUUCUUCAAUCACUUCCUGUGUGACUCUGGUUUGCUGAAGCACAGGGAACCAUUCAUCCACCUCCUGACCCAGGGCAUGGUCAUGGGUGAAUCAUACUGUGUUAAGUCAAGUGGAAAAUACCUUAGGAAAGAUCAAGUGGACUUUUCAGGUGAGAAGCCUGUAGAAAAAGGGACAGGCGAAGAAGUACUGGUGCAAUGGGAGAAGAUGAGUAAAUCCAAGUACAAUGGGGUGGAUCCUCAGGAUGUAAUAGACCAGUACGGAGUGGAUGCGACCAGACUGGCCAUUUUAGGAACGGUUCCUCCAAAAGCAAACAGAGAGUGGUCAGAACAAGCAUUUGUGAACAUCACCCGCUGGCAGGGGCGUGUCUGGAGCACCAUUACUACGUACAUAGAGCUGGCAAAGGAUCCAAAAUCUUCAGAGAUGGAUCCAAAGAAACUCACUAAGAUUGAGAAUGCUCUAUUUCAGGACAGAAACCACUUGAUACAUGAGGUUACAAUAUCACUGGAGACCCUCUUCAACACUAGCAUUGUUAUGACUCUUCUAUUUGACUUCAUGAAGAAGAUAAAGGGUGUGCCAGAUGGAGCUAAACAUGUCAGCAAAGAGUAUGAGAAGUGUCUGGCAGACAUGAUAAUUAUGAUCGCCCCAUUCGCCCCAAGUUUUGCAGAGGAGCUGUGGGCAGGGUUGAGUAGUGUGGCGAGAAGCAAGGACUACCAAUGGCACAAGAGCAUCUUCGACCAAAGAUGGCCAUCUGUUGACACCAAUAUGAUGGUGAAAGUGAAACUAGUCAUGAAUGGUGGAAAAUCUGUGGGACAGAUCUCUGUCAAACUGAAGGACUGUGGUUGUCUCAGUGAAGAGGAGGUCCUACAACUUUGUAAAAAGGAGGCGAAAUUUAAUCGUAGUGUUGGAGAUUCCUUUGUAGGAUUCCAGUGGAGCCAAAAUGAGUUUCUUCAACAUGUGUUAGACUUCUCAGUGCCAAGUCAUGAACAACAGAAUCAAUAUUUUAAGGAAGAAAGGGGAAAGAACUGAAGAGAAAUUAGUUUGAGCCAUUCAAUUUGUACUUUGAUCAUAAAUUUGACUUUGUAUAAAUUCUAUUUCUGUCAUAUAGAAAUUAUUUUCUUUUUUGUGGGAGUGAUUUUUAAAAAAAAAUCUACAUGGACAUGUAGAUACCGGUCGAAUGAGAAAAAAUGUUUAUAAAAUCUUUUUUGCAAGAACCAUGUGCAAUGAGACAGUUGGUAACAAAAUCACCCUAAAGUUCUGUCAAACCAUGACCUCUUCACCCAUGAUGACGCCCCAAUCUAUGCCAUUUUUCUGUGAAACAUUCAAUGCAUGUACAAGUUUACCACAGGCACCUGGUAUUUAUUUUCUCACAAUGAAAAAUAUACCUUCCCCCUUACUUAAUAUUACAAACAUGUAUUGUGUAUAAUAGGGUUAGGAGUAUAUUUUUCAUUACAAAAAAAUUAAGGAAUACAAGUAAUGUUGGGUACAUGUGCCUUGAUGUAUAGAAGUCAAACAGUAUGUACAAUUAAAAAAAUAAUACUUGUGUGAAAAUCUUUUAUUUCAAUCUAGUAGCUAUAAUAAUGCUGUAACGAUUAACAUACACCAGUAAAUGUAUAUUAGACAAUGAAUGCACAAAGUUCCUGAACCGAAAAAUAAAUACUACAAACAUUUUAUGUACUUCAUAAAAGAAUACCUUAAAAUGUAUAAAAUUAAAUAAAUUAUUUAAAUAUAUAUAACACAAAAGACAUCUAUUAAUAACAUGCAUUUUAAAUAAAAUAUAAAAAUAUUAAUGUAUUAAAAAUCAAGUAGGGUAAGUCAAGGAAAUUAAUUUGAAUAGUACAUUGUAUAUAACAAGCAAAAUAUUAUUAAAGAGUAUCUAUAAUGCCAUGCCAGUUAUAUAAUCUCAGAAUGCGUAAUGGUGUUAAUGGAAUAGCAGUAACCUUGACCUCAGACAUGGAUAAUUGUCUGAGCAUAAUGUCUUGGUGAGUCACACCUGAUCAAUUUCAGAUUUAGGAACAUUGCUUAUAACGAUCAUAUUUCUUUGAGGCAAUAUUUGGUUUCAAGUUAUUGGUCCUGAAGAACCUUUAAUGAUGAUUUAGAACUACUGUAAACAUUGACUGGUUAGAAAUGACCUUGAAAAGGUGAAGGUCAUGACCCAAUGAUAAUUUAAUAUCAUUUUCUUGUUUCAACAAUGUAACAAGUAAAAGCUGUCAAUGUGACAGCAGACCGGAUUUCCUCUUUCCUCAGGGAUUACUAAACAGUAAACCCUGAAUUGAUAAACACUAUAUAUACAUGUACCUAUCCAGAGAAAUAAAGUAC